UUCAUAAAGAUUCUAAGAAAAUUCUUAGAUCUCAUACUUAAGUAGUAAAAAAAUUCUUAGCUAAGAAAAAUACUUAAGUAUUAAUUCAUAAAAAUGUUAAGCAUAAUUCUUAACUAAGUUUCAAUCUUAGAAAAAUGAAACACUUAAGUAGAAAUUCUAUGGCAACGCGAACGAUUUCCCGGAAUUUUACCGCACUCUCCAGCAAAAGAGGUAAAAAGUUGAGGAUAGUGAUGUCAACAACAACAUCAUGGAAUCCAAGCAGACGAAAAGAAAGCCUAAUUGGAAUGCUGAUGAAACGCUUGCCUUGGCUUCGUUAGUAGAAGAGAACAAGCAUAUCCUGAGGGGGAAAUUAGGGCCCACUUUAACCUCCGAGAUGAAGAACCGCACUUGGCAAAGUAUUGCCGAAAGACUAGCCGCGAUGGGGGUGGGUCCAGCUAGGACAGCGGUGGAAGUGGAGAAGAAGUGGCACAACGUCUUCUCCAAAUCUAAAUCUGAAAUCUCAGAUCACAGAAGAGUUGUGACUGGGACAGGCGGGGGCCCACCACCAAAACCUCUCAGCGCAGUUGCCACAACAGUGUGUGGUGUGGUAGGAGAGGAUAAUGCUUGCCUCAGUGGGAUUGAUGGUGGGAUUGACUCCUCUCUCUUGCAGAUAUUAAACAUUGGAGAAGGGAGUCAACCAGUGGGAAUCAAUGUCUUUGAGGGACCUCCUGGUAUGGAUCCCCUCAUUCUCAACUCUAGCCCUCUAGUCGCCGCAUCUGUACAAGAGCCUUCACUACCAUUAACAUCCAUGACUACAAGUUUGCAGGCCUCUGAAAAUAGAAGCAGUCAGCCUGAUUUGAAAAGGAGAAUCGAGGAGCUAAUUUGCAGGAAGUUGGAACUGGAAGUCCAGUAUAUGGAAUUAAAGAUAAAAAAAACUAAAGCAAGAGGAAUGAAUUUUAUUAGCUCACCUGAGCCGAAGGCUCAAGUGAGCUUUUCUGAUCAAAAUUUGUCCGUUGUAUGUCGUCGUCGUAAACUUUUCACAUUUUUCAUCUUCCUCUCAAGAACCACUGGGCCAAUUUCAACCAAACUUGCCACAAAGCAUUCUUAGGUGAAGGGCUUUCAGGUUUGUUCAAAUGAAGGGCCAUGUCCCUUUCAAAGGGGAGACAAUCACAAAAA
Molecule: messenger RNA, 1155 nt
Organism: Ostrea edulis (European flat oyster)
Lineage: Eukaryota; Metazoa; Mollusca; Bivalvia; Ostreida; Ostreidae
Exons: 3
Coding region: 248-1087 (279 amino acids)
Cellular component (GO): nucleus
Source: RefSeq, a predicted model, not a curated record